AUGGAAGGGCUAAUGAAGAAAUACGUCAUCAUACAUAAAGUAGCUACGGCCUACCACCCACAGACAAACGGCCAAGCCAAAGUCUCCAACCGGGAGAUCAAGUGUGUACAAGAAAGGAUUGUGAAGCCCAAUAGAAAAGAUUGGAGUGCUAAGCUUACCGACGCACUAUGGGCAUACCGAACGGCAUACAAGACACCGAUUGGCAUGAGCCCCUUUCAGUUGGUCUAUGGCAAAGCUUGCCACUUACCGAUGGAGACAGAGCACAAGGCAUAUUGGGCCGUCAAGGAGUGCAAUCCAAGUUUAGGCGGGGCUGGAGUUGAGAGGAAGCUACAAAUAGCGUAA
Molecule: messenger RNA, 342 nt
Organism: Arachis ipaensis
Lineage: Eukaryota; Viridiplantae; Streptophyta; Magnoliopsida; Fabales; Fabaceae
Molecular function (GO): nucleic acid binding
Source: RefSeq, a predicted model, not a curated record